AUGUAUUCCGCACCAGUUCUCGCUUCGGCGUCACUUCUUCUAGCAUGUUUCUCCUCCGAAGUCUCUUCGAGAGCACUCAAUUCCCGACAGGACGACACUCCCACUCUCGUCACGGGAUGUGCAGCUGCUGACCUGACCCCGGAUAACUGGAAUACCAACAAUCUGGAUGCCUUGGUGACUGGCACCGCCGGCUUCGGUCAAUCUGCAAAUUUCCCCCAGCAAUUCAUCGCGCAGUUCAGCGGGAACCAAGUCACCGGCUUUACGUGUACCGACUUCAACAAUCCAGGGGCGUGCGCGAUCCCUGCCAACGGAGAUAUCUGCGACAGUUUCUCAAACCCCCAAAUUGGCUUUGUCGCCCAGGCUUGGAUCAACUUGUACCAGAACCUGAGGAACAUGUUCUUUGGCAUCCAAGAUGCUCACGACCAGUUGGUUUCAGAGGGCUAUCUUGCCGCGAUGGUCAACGACAUCUCCCCCGAGCCUCUUCCGAUAUCGCGAGAUACCCUGUUGAAGCUUGCAGACCUGUCCCUUUCAUUCAUACCGAUUCCAGCCGCCGGUGCCGAAGUCGCCACGAUCAGAACAGUGCUGAAAACAUUCAAGAAGUUGGCGGGAAGGGUGGUCGACAAAGCCCAACAGGAUGCCGAAGAUGCCGCGCAGACCUUGCAAGACCAGCCUCAGAUCCUGCAAGGCCUGCUCGACAAUGCCGUCCCAAAUGUCCAAGCCGCUAUCAUGGACCAGCUGAAUGCCGUUUUCGUGGACGCCCAAUCCGACGAUUCCAGUGCCCAAAUCCUCCUGGGUGGAGUGCAGCUCAACUCGGUCCCUAGUCAAUCCGACUACGCGACCAUCAUGGCGCAGAACCUGCGCGCCUUCCUCCUGGCCGAGGCCAUGAACAAGAUCCAAAUGUUACAGAUCGUCGACAAUCUCGUGGCAGUUUGUCAAAACAACCCCGAGGACACGCUGUCCGCCGACGGCUCCAAAUGUCGCCGAUUCGGUCUCCCGGAGGGUGGCGGGACGGUACCUACCGCCGUGACCAUCGAUCAUCCGAGGGCGAUGGGCGACCUUCAAAGCCGAUUUGGGUUCUCGAUCAAGGCCAUCGCGGACAAUACGCAGGAGUGUGCUGCGUCGGGCAAGGACUUCUCCAACGUCGACUUUGAUGGGUUUUUGCAGAGUGAUGCCUCAGGUGUCUAUCCUACGUGCCUGUUUGGUGUGCCGUCUUUUAACGAGAACAUCUGA
Messenger RNA from Fonsecaea nubica, 1230 nucleotides. RefSeq lists its product as hypothetical. The transcript has 2 exons. The record is from RefSeq and is a predicted model, not a curated record. NCBI's taxonomy places the organism in Eukaryota, Fungi, Ascomycota, Eurotiomycetes, Chaetothyriales, Herpotrichiellaceae. Bases 1 to 1230 code for a protein of 409 amino acids.